Acaulospora morrowiae is the source of this 121-nucleotide messenger RNA. Lineage: Eukaryota; Fungi; Glomeromycota; Glomeromycetes; Diversisporales; Acaulosporaceae. The record is from the annotation of a GenBank genome assembly.
CAUGAUUCCGAAAGUUAUCUUGAAAAAGAACAUGUUUGUGAGGUUUAGUAGAAAGCGUAAGGAUGACGGUGAGAAAGUUGCCGUGAAUCUUGAUGUGAAAAAACAAACUUUGGGACUGUAG